AUGUCACCAGCUACUUCGCCAUCUGGAAGAAAGACCAAAGACGCAUCACAAAUAAAGAGAAGAAUCACACAAGCCUGUAUUCUGUGUCGAAAGAAAAAGAUCAAAUGCGAUGGUGCCAAGCCAGAAUGUGUUCACUGUCAAGAUGCCAAUCUACAAUGUCAAUACACAGAAUACAAAAAGCGGGGACCUCAUAAAGGCUAUGUUAGAUUACUAGAAGAGAGAUUGGUACAAUUAGAACGAAGAUUGACAAAUGCUGGAGCGGAGGUACCUCCACCAAUCUCCAUCAAUUCACCAACACAGCAGCAUUACAGCAACAACAACUCCACAGUCAAGGAGGAAACAUCAUCAUCAUCGUUGAUGACAAAUAAGCAGCAGGGCGAGGACGAUGAUUUCCCUCCACCGGAAAUUGUUACUCACUUGAUCGAUUUAUUCUUUCAGUACCUCAACUCGGUGUUCCCCUUUGUUCACCGUGCCAGAUUAAAGCAAUCCAUCAAGGAAGGAACUGUAUCAAAGCCGCUGUUAUGGGGUGUUAUGGCGAUUGCUGCAAGAUUUUCAGAUCACCCCAGUAUAAAGACCGAUCCGCCAUACUGGGCAGGCGAGAAGUUCGCCAUGAAAGCAACCUCACUCAUCAACGCAACACUGCUGGAGCCUACAAUCCCAAAUUUACAGUUCUGGGGUAUCAUGUCUUGUUUGGAAUACGGUAGAGCGUCUGGUUCAAAAGCUUGGAUUUAUGGCGGUAUUGCAGUAAGAAUAUGUCAAGAAUUGGGAUUGAACAAGGAAGAGACUCUUGCAACCCCGAUAUUGGCAGUAGAUGGAUCCAUUGAUCAUGUGGCUAUGGCAUUGCGUCGCCGUAUCUUCUGGAGCACUCUUUGUAUUGACAAGUUUGCUAGCACUAGUACAAAUCGUCCGCAAGGUUUCGACAUUGGUGAAUACGACGUUGAACCUCCGACCCUCAGUGAAAGUCGUCUCUUGAGAGAUCCACUACAGGGUUUCACAAUGGAUCGCCUUGUCAUUGCCAAUGAUCCCUUGAUGGACGUCAUUCCAUACUAUCUUCGUGUGUUGGAGCGGUUCGGUGAGAUUGCAAAGUACAUGAGCAGAGCCAAAACAGCAGGUGCAACAGUUGCAUGGCCACCUAUCAACGAAUUUAGUGAAUUAGAUGCUAAAAUGCGUCAAUGGCGAGAGGACCUUCCAGAAAUCUAUCAGUUUACACCAGCGAAUGUUAAGAAAUACAGAGAUUCAGCCAGCCAAAACUACAUCAACUUCUGGAUCUGCUCACAUGCCAUGUAUUGCACCGGCAUGUUGGCUUUGCACCGUGGUAGCUUAGCAUACAAUGAUCUGUCAGUAGCAGAAUUAUCGCAAGACAUCUAUGAUCGUAUCCAAGCUAGUAUCAAAGCAUGCAAAGCCAAUGUAGAGAUUGCAAUGGACGUUUUCAAAGCUUUGCGAGAUAUUUGUGGCUGGAACGUUCUGCCAUACAUGGGCUAUUGUGCUUACAUCUUUUCCACUGUGCUCAUGACGUCGGCAUUCUCUUCAGAUCCUGUUUCCUAUCAAAAGAGUAGUGCUGGUUUGGCCAUUCUGUUUGAUACAAUCAAGCUGUUGGGUGCCUACUGGCCCAUGAGUGAAAGGCUGUCGCUGACGACUCGCGAUAUGCUUUCUGCUCACAGCCGACUAUACGAUGUUCAGGAACAAGAGUAUAACUAUGAAGCGUCGAGAAUGGCCCACCCUAUGCAACAACAUCAACAAGCAUCACCACGGCAACAGGGGAUGCAGAUGCAACAACACCAAUCACUGCAGCCUUCAGCUUCGAUUCAACAGCAACAGCGUCAACACCAUCAACAACCGCCACAGCAGCAGCAACCUCAGCAUCAGCUUAGUAGUCCAGAUGUUGACUCGUUAGCUUCCAUUUCCACCGUAGAAAAUUCAAAUAUUCCCCCCACUUCAUCAUCCAUGUCAUACUCUUCAUAUGUUUCAAAUAAUAGCCUCAUGCCAAUUCAACCACAACCACAGCCUCAGGAUCAAUCGCAGCAACAGCAGCAACCAUUGGGUAGCUACCAGCAGUUACAGCAAGGAAACAUCAAUAACAAUGAUAUCGAUUUCAACAGCUGUGAAUUCCUCUACGAUUCUGCCUUGUUUGGACAAAUCAUAUUCGAUACUUCGAGAGGAGGUAGUGAUGUCAACAUGGCGCCUCCGUAUUCAAUUCCCAUGUCCAUGUCAAAUACGUCUAAUGCAUACGCACCUUACCAACAACAACUGCCGCCUAAGCAAACAACUGCACCAUGGGGCGUUUGA
Messenger RNA from Mucor velutinosus, 2286 nucleotides. RefSeq lists its product as uncharacterized. Gene Ontology annotation, molecular function: DNA-binding transcription factor activity, RNA polymerase II-specific; zinc ion binding; DNA binding. The transcript is spliced from 6 exons. Gene Ontology annotation, biological process: regulation of DNA-templated transcription; DNA-templated transcription. Gene Ontology annotation, cellular component: nucleus. NCBI's taxonomy places the organism in Eukaryota, Fungi, Mucoromycota, Mucoromycetes, Mucorales, Mucoraceae. The coding region runs from base 1 to 2286 and encodes 761 amino acids. The record is from RefSeq and is a predicted model, not a curated record.